GUUUAUCCGCUCUCUACCCUGGUUGCCGGGCAACGCGGGGCCUAGCGCAGGCUCGGUACGCGGGGCGGGCGGGGUCGGGAUCGGGGACGGCGGACAGCGGGCGAUGGUGGCGGAUCCGUGGGCCGCACAGCCAGUAUCAUUGAAAAGUUGGGUGAGAAAGCCUUUUGAAGAACAUGGCAAAUCCUCUCAGAAGUGAAGUGAUCAAACUGUACAAAAAUUUGCUGCACCUUGGCAGAGAAUACCCAAAGGGAGCAGAUUACUUCAAUGAUCAUCUCAAGGCAGCCUUCAUGAAAAACAAGGACGUUACAGACCCUGAGAAAAUCAAGGAACUCAUAGCCCGGGGACAGUUUGUGAUGAAGGAACUGGAAGCUUUGUAUUACCUGAGGAAAUACAGAGCAAUGAAACAACGUUAUGAAGACAAUAAGAAGUGACUUCAUUACACAACUUAAUUGUAGACUUCCAGAAUAUAUCUUUGCAUCCUUGUGUGGUUCUAUGAUUAACGGGUAUAUUACCUGUGCUUCACAAAAUGCAUUCACAUUGAGAUCCACUAAUCAUAUAUGGUGUCAUUAGGAGUUUGAUGGUGUUAAACUUCAAUUCAACUAACACCUACUGAAUAAUGUUUGCUGAGUCGCCAGCCAGAUUAAUAAGUUUUGAGUUGUACCAGAGAGGUCGACUGUGUGGAAUCCAGUGAACGAUUGUAACAAAUUGUUACAAUUUAAAAUUCAGUCCUAGGUUUAAAAAGAUUGGGUUUCAUUGACGAUGGAUUCCAAAGGGCCUGUCCCACUUGGGCCUCAUUUACGCAUCACGCAGAUGGCGUGCAAAGAUUUUGUAUAUCCCAAAAUCCUGGGGCACCGCGCGCAACUGCGCGUCACAGCUUACGUCACCACGCGCAAAUGGCUCCCAAGUGGGACAGGUCUGUAACCUCUUAAUUCUACUGAUCACAUUUAAGAGAUAAAUCACUUUAUAACAUAUCAUUAAUACAACAUAACUGCACAUGCUGCAGGAUACACAGCUGCUGUAAUUUUUCAGCCUGAAUGCAGUGUCAAUAAAAUGCAGGUACAAGAUGAUUAUGAAAUAAUGCCAAAAGUUAACAAUUUCAAGCCAACCAAGUUGAGUAAAUUGUAUGUGCUUAACAUGCAGCUGAUGAAACGAUUGUUGUGAUUAAG
This is a messenger RNA of Leucoraja erinaceus (little skate), 1166 nucleotides long. Its product is annotated as electron transfer flavoprotein regulatory factor 1-like. Bases 174 to 431 code for a protein of 85 amino acids. Gene Ontology annotation, cellular component: mitochondrion. The record is from RefSeq and is a predicted model, not a curated record. The transcript has 3 exons. Lineage: Eukaryota; Metazoa; Chordata; Chondrichthyes; Rajiformes; Rajidae. Gene Ontology annotation, biological process: respiratory electron transport chain.